Vigna unguiculata (cowpea) is the source of this 1372-nucleotide messenger RNA. RefSeq names its product BOI-related E3 ubiquitin-protein ligase 1-like. The record is from RefSeq and is a predicted model, not a curated record. Gene Ontology annotation, molecular function: ubiquitin-protein transferase activity. NCBI's taxonomy places the organism in Eukaryota, Viridiplantae, Streptophyta, Magnoliopsida, Fabales, Fabaceae. Gene Ontology annotation, biological process: regulation of programmed cell death.
GUUCUCUCUCUCUAGAAAUGGCACAAGAGCCAAAGCCUUAAAUAAACGGGACUCAUUCAUUGAGGCUCCCUUGUAGUCGCCACCUCAUUUGCAUGCCUAGUUAUUCUCUCCCUCGUUUCCUCUUCACUCUUUUCUCAUCACACCAUUGAUUCUUUCAUUCAUUCAUUCACAUUGCAACCAAACCAAAGCCACACAAAAACUUCACACACCAUUAUAAGAGAACCCAACCAACCAGCCAAGAACAGUAACAACAACUCACAACCAACUCUCCAAAUCAUGGCAGUUGAGGCUCAGCACAUGAAUCUCUUCCCCGCGCAGUUACUAACCGCCAGAGAAAUGGCGAAACCGAAUCGCGCCUUCUACAACGCGCAAAUCGAAGGUGCUGUGGCUCUUCCUUCAACGGUGCUUCCGUUUCACCACGCCACCCUCUGCGACCCCAACUCCAUCAACAAAUCCGAUAGCGGCCUCACCUACCACAUCCCCCUCCCGAGGAAACGCUCCAGAGAUUCCGUAACCGAAUCCAACGUUGCUCCUCCCGCCUCCAACAAAAUCAAACUCUCCUCUUUCGACCAAGACCUCGUCUUCCAUUUCCAGAACCAGCAAUCGGAGAUCGACCGUUUCAUUGCGCAACACACGCAGAGUGUGUGGAUGGAGCUCGAGGAGCAGCGAGUGAGGCAAUCAAGAAUGUUGGUCAAGGCUAUUCAAGAGGCCGUGGCGAAGAAACUCAAGGAAAAAGACGAGGAGAUUCAGCGCCUGGGGAAGCUCAAUUGGGUGCUUCAAGAAAGAGUGAAGAGUCUCAGCGUGGAGAAUCAGAUUUGGAGGGAGUUGGCGCAGAACAAUGAGGCCACCGCCAACUCGCUCAGGAACAAUCUGGAAGAGGUGCUGGCUCACGUUAGCGAGGAGAACCGCAAUGACGGCGGGGUGGCCCCCGCCGAGUCGAGUUGUGGAAGUAACAACCGCGGCACGGAGGAGGUGGAAGAGAAUGAAGUUUGCGGUAACAGAAAGCAAAACGAUGGCGUUGUGGGGAGAAGGAUGUGCAACGAGUGUGGGGUAAGAGAAUCGAUAGUGUUGUUGUUGCCAUGUAGACAUCUGUGUCUGUGCACAAUGUGUGGGUCCACCGUUCACAAUUGCCCUCUUUGUCACUCUGGCAUUAAUGCCAGUGUCCAUGUCAAUUACUCUUAGCAAUUUACAGCAUCUUCCUUAUACCCUAUUUUACCUUUACACCCAUCGGAGAUAGUUACAGUAUUUUUUUUGGUUUUCUGUCCAAAGGACACUCACUGUAAGGAAGAAGAUUCAGAAAAAGGUAGAUGGUAGAAUUCUUUUGUUGAUUUCAUACAGUUUAAUUGCAUUUGCUUGUUCUUUCUUUCUAGAA